CCAGCGUCUCAGUGGGCGGAGCCAACGGGUCACGUGAUCAGUGCCGCCGACAUGUGGCUCCCAAGAGCGGCUGUGUUGUUGGGUGUAGUGGGGAACAGAGGAGUACUGAGAAGUAUGUGUGCUCAGGCGGCGGACUGGCAAAGCGCCAAGUCUAUCUAUGAGUUUUCUGCCAAGGACAUCGAUGGGAAUGAGGUGUCUCUUGAGAAAUACAGAGGGAAUGUGUGCAUCAUUGUAAAUGUGGCCUCUAAAUGAGGAAAAACCAAGGUAAACUAUACUCAGCUAGCGGGAAUGCACGCCUCCUAUGCUGAGAAAGGUUUACGCAUCCUUGGCUUCCCCUGCAACCAGUUUGGAGGACAGGAGCCAGGGACAAACGCGGAGAUUAAAGAGUUUGCCAAAGGUUACAAUGCUGAGUUUGAUCUCUUCAGUAAGAUUGAUGUGAAUGGAGACCAAGCUCAUCCUUUGUGGAAGUGGAUGAAGGCUCAGCCCAAAGGCAAGGGAACCCUGGGAAAUAACAUCAAAUGGAACUUCACAAAGUUUCUCAUAAAUAAAGAGGGACAGGUGGUGAAGAGAUAUGGCCCCACAGAUGAUCCCAGCGUGGUGGAGAAAGACCUGCCCACUUACCUGUAAUCGCAUCACCAUCUAUGUGUUCCUUGGACUCCUGACCCUCUCCCAUGGACUUCAGAGUAUUUGUGUGUGUGUGUGUGUGUGCCUGGGCCAGUGACGGCCUGUCUGUAAACCCAACACUGGGAAAGUCAGUGCCUGAUGAACCUAAGCGUGCAAUUUAUUUCCAGAGCCCACACACACACACACCAAACCUUGUAAGGCUGUAAUGGGAGGGCAUUCAGUAGAGACACUUUCCAUCGUUGUUCACACUCAAAACAGCCAUUCCUUUUUCUUAUACCAUCUUACGCCAUCCAUGUGUCAAUGUCAACUUUAUGCACAGACAUAGUGUUAAAAUGUCACCAAAAACUACUGAAAGUAUUGUUUGCACUUGUCAAACUCCUCACUUAUAUGAUGAAAUUGGAAAAUAAAUGCUAUCUUAAACCUU
Mugil cephalus (flathead mullet) is the source of this 1048-nucleotide messenger RNA. RefSeq names its product phospholipid hydroperoxide glutathione peroxidase-like. Gene Ontology annotation, molecular function: glutathione peroxidase activity. The transcript is spliced from 7 exons. The record is from RefSeq and is a predicted model, not a curated record. Gene Ontology annotation, biological process: response to oxidative stress. Lineage: Eukaryota; Metazoa; Chordata; Actinopteri; Mugiliformes; Mugilidae.